AAGUCAUCCAAAAUAAUUCUAUGGUUUAACGCCUCCUUUCGAAUACCUUGCGCGCAUGUAGGAUGGGGGAGACCCCUUCUACCGCCAACUCGGAGUUUGCACGCCCCCCAACCCCCCUCGCUCUCUCUCUCUCUUUUUCCCCUGCUUCUCCGCUUCCUCGAGCUUUGGAAUCGUCCACCCCUGCUCUCUUAAAAAAUUAAAAUUAAAGAGGAGGAGUAUUUAUAAUGCCCGGUGUUCCUACCUUUCCACCAUUCUCGAUCUCUUCUCAUCAUUGUCGAGAGCCAUCCAAGUAGGGAAGCCUUCUACGCUCUAAGACGCAACGGAGACCAAUACGGUCUUCUCUGAGAUCUCUGAACAGAGAGAGAGAGCUUGGAUCUGGUCGCCGAGAGGAGGAAGGCAGGAGAAGAGGAGGAGACGGAGAGAUGUCGUACAGAGCGGAGGACGACUACGAUUAUCUGUUCAAGGUGGUGCUGAUCGGGGACUCAGGGGUGGGCAAGUCGAAUUUGCUCUCGCGGUUCACCAGAAAUGAGUUCAGCCUCGAGUCCAAAUCCACCAUCGGCGUCGAGUUCGCCACCCGCAGCAUCCACGUCGACGACAAGGUCGUCAAGGCCCAGAUUUGGGACACCGCCGGCCAAGAAAGAUAUCGCGCAAUCACGAGUGCAUACUAUAGGGGAGCUGUUGGUGCACUUCUUGUCUAUGAUGUCUCUCGUCAUGUCACGUUUGAGAAUGUGGAAAGGUGGCUGAAGGAGCUCAGAGAUCACACAGAUACCAACAUUGUGAUCAUGCUUGUAGGAAACAAGGCUGACUUGCGCCACCUAAGAGCUGUCUCCAUAGAGGAUGCUAAGGCCUUUGCUGAGAGGGAGAAUACCUUCUUCAUGGAGACAUCUGCUCUUGAAUCGAUGAAUGUAGAAAAUGCCUUCACUGAAGUUCUCACUCAGAUCUAUCGUGUGGUCAGCAGGAAGGCUCUUGAUAUUGGUGAAGAUCCUGCAGCUUUGCCGAAGGGUCAGACCAUCAACGUAGGCACCAAGGAUGAUGUGUCAGCUGUGAAGAAAGUUGGUUGUUGCUCAACUUAGCUCCCUGGAGUAUGGCAAUUGUUCUUUAUGACUUCAGCUACUUUGGGAUUAUGACAAGCUACCUUGGAAUGUCCAUAUGAAGAAGUUUUUGGCAUGGUGCUUUUCAAAGUGCUUUCCUAUGGAGAAAGUUGACAUUUUCUAGGACAUCCUCGAGGAGUUUGAACAUCACUUAGGUUUUAUAGCUAUUUAGUUUAGAAGUUUAAAUUUGGGAAAAAGGGCAGUUGUGAUCUUCUUCCAAUUGACAGAAACCUUUCUUUUCAUUUUUUUUUCUUUUUUGAGUUUUAAUCUAUUGCUUUAAUUCAGUUACUACAGUGCUCUGCUAUAUUUUCUUUCUUUUAAUGAAAUACAAUGUACCAAACAAAAAUAUCAUUUUUUUGA
Messenger RNA from Phoenix dactylifera (date palm), 1451 nucleotides. Its product is annotated as ras-related protein RABA1f-like. The record is from RefSeq and is a predicted model, not a curated record. Lineage: Eukaryota; Viridiplantae; Streptophyta; Magnoliopsida; Arecales; Arecaceae. Gene Ontology annotation, molecular function: GTPase activity; GTP binding.